This is a messenger RNA of Nicrophorus vespilloides, 520 nucleotides long. Its product is annotated as C-type lectin 37Da-like. Gene Ontology annotation, cellular component: external side of plasma membrane. Gene Ontology annotation, biological process: biological process involved in interspecies interaction between organisms. The transcript has 3 exons. Gene Ontology annotation, molecular function: carbohydrate binding. The record is from RefSeq and is a predicted model, not a curated record. NCBI's taxonomy places the organism in Eukaryota, Metazoa, Arthropoda, Insecta, Coleoptera, Silphidae. Bases 23 to 502 code for a protein of 159 amino acids.
UGCGUCAGUCUUCCACAUCAAAAUGUCACGUAUUUGCGUCUUGUUUGUGUUAUUCGCGGUUUGCGCCACAGCAUUUUCGCAGCCAGGUAUUCGGAACAAACGUCAGUCCAAUGACUUCCGGAACAAAAGUUAUUACGUCGAAUCAUUGAUAAAAACAAACUUCUUCAAUGCGUUCAUGUUUUGCCAAAGAAUGAACAUGAGAUUGCUGAGCAUCGCUACCAACGAAGAGUACGAUCACAUCCUCAAUAUAUUAAGAACACAAAUUCAAUUUGGCCCCGAUUCGAGACUGUGGACGUCUGGUAACGACUUGGCGCAGGAGGGUAAAUUCGAUUGGCUAUCAAGCGGACAUCCGGUAUUGAUAAACAAGUGGUUGCAUAAGCAACCGGAUAACCGGGACGGCGUAGAGAACUGCGUCGACUUCUGGAACGAGAACGGAGUUAUUGGACUGAACGAUGACCAUUGCGGCGUUUUAGCUUACUUUAUUUGCGAAAAACAAAAAUAAAAACUCACAAAUAAUUGA